Molecule: messenger RNA, 778 nt
Organism: Coregonus clupeaformis (lake whitefish)
Lineage: Eukaryota; Metazoa; Chordata; Actinopteri; Salmoniformes; Salmonidae
Exons: 5
Coding region: 1-687 (228 amino acids)
Source: RefSeq, a predicted model, not a curated record
AUGCCUCCCUUGGAGAGGAGAAACACUGUAAACCAAUGGCCGCCCCUGGUGGUGACGUUCACUACCGUGACCCACAAGGAUGAAACUUCCCAGACCAGCCUCACCCUCAGCAGGGGAAAGAGAAGCUACCCAGACCUACACACCUUUGUGCAGGACAUGAAGGACGACCAUUGGAAUCUGCUGAGUGAGAAUAUGCGUGCCGGGAUGAGCAGACAUGAGUUUAGUGCCAAGUGCAUGGAUAUUGUAGCAUGGGUGAUGGAGUCUACAUCCACUGUGGUUGUUCCCGCCCUUGACCUCACCAUGCAGAUAGAGCUCUCUGAUUCGCCAAGCUCUUCUGGAUCAGGAAGUAAUGAGGCAGGAGAGGUGACCUCUCUUGGCCGCAGCGUCAGAUUCAGCUGUAGUGGAGGAGCCAGCAGGUGCACCAGCGCCAGAACUGCCUACAGCACACGCACUCCCACGCCUUUCCCCUCCUCUCACAGGUCCAUGACCUCUUUGCUAAGUGAGAACGAAGAGCGAUAUGUCUCCUCACCUGAGGGUGGCGAUAGAGAGAUGAGACACAGACCACACUCAGCACCACUGAGAUCUGUGUUUGGCAUCUCUGAGGACUCUGUCUUCGACAUGGUCCAGAGCGGCCAGUCGCAGGGUGACAUCAUACCGCCGCCCAAACGGAGUAGACAGGAGAAAUAAAGACCUAGCAAAAUGUCAACGGAUGGCAAGUUUAUGAUGGGUAUUGUCUAGUUGGUUAUAAACCUUCUCAACUCCAGAUUGGCUGAGCUAA